Molecule: messenger RNA, 1320 nt
Organism: Metschnikowia bicuspidata var. bicuspidata NRRL YB-4993
Lineage: Eukaryota; Fungi; Ascomycota; Pichiomycetes; Serinales; Metschnikowiaceae
Gene: ENO1
Product: phosphopyruvate hydratase
Exons: 1
Coding region: 1-1320 (439 amino acids)
Biological process (GO): glycolytic process
Cellular component (GO): phosphopyruvate hydratase complex
Molecular function (GO): phosphopyruvate hydratase activity; magnesium ion binding
Source: RefSeq, a predicted model, not a curated record
AUGUCUGUCACCAAAAUCCACGCCCGUUACGUCUACGACUCCAGAGGAAACCCAACCGUCGAGGUUGACUUGUUCACCGACAAGGGUAGAUUCAGAUCUAUCGUUCCUUCCGGUGCCUCCACUGGUGUCCACGAGGCUUUGGAAUUGAGAGACGGCGACAAGUCCAAGUGGCUCGGAAAGGGUGUCUUGAAGGCCGUUGCCAACGUCAACGAGAAGAUUGCCCCUGCCUUCAUUGAGGCCAAGCUCGACAUCACCAACCAGGCCAAGGUCGACGAGUUCUUGAACUCCUUGGACGGCACCCCAAACAAGUCCAAGUUGGGCGCCAACGCCAUCUUGGGUGUCUCUUUGGCUGCCUCCAAGGCCGCUGCCGCUGAGAAGGGCGUUCCUUUGUACCAGCACUUGGCGGACAUCUCCGGCUCCAAGCAAGACAAGUUCGUGUUGCCAGUUCCUUUCCAGAACGUCGUCAACGGUGGCUCGCACGCCGGCGGUGCUUUGGCUUUCCAGGAGUUCAUGAUUGUGCCAACUGGCGCUCCCUCUUUCGCCGAGGCCUUGAGAAUCGGCUCUGAGGUCUACCACAACUUGAAGUCCUUGACCAAGAAGAAGUACGGCCAGUCCGCCGGUAACGUCGGUGACGAGGGUGGUGUUGCCCCAGACAUCGGCUCCCCAAGAGAGGCUUUGGACUUGAUUGUCGCUGCCAUUGAGGCUGCUGGUUACACCGGCCAAGUCGGCAUUGCCUUGGACGUUGCCGCCUCGGAGUUCUACAAGGACGGCAAGUACGACUUGGACUUCAAGAACCCAGACUCGGACGCCUCCAAGUGGUUGUCUGGUGAGCAAUUGGCUUCUUUGUACGAGGAAUUGAUCAACGAGUACCCAAUUGUCUCCAUUGAGGACCCAUUCGGCGAGGACGACUGGGAGUCGUGGGUGCUUUUCUUCGCCAAGGUGUCUGAGAAGAUCCAGAUUGUUGGCGAUGACUUGACCGUCACCAACCCAUUGAGAAUCAAGACCGCCAUCGAGAAGAAGGCCGCCAACGCCUUGUUGUUGAAGGUCAACCAGAUUGGCUCUUUGUCCGAGUCCAUCAAUGCUGCCAACGACUCCUACGCCGCUGGCUGGGGUGUCAUGGUGUCGCACAGAUCCGGUGAGACCGAGGACACCUUCAUUGCUGACUUGGCCGUCGGCUUGAGAUCCGGCCAAAUCAAGACCGGUGCCCCCGCCAGAUCCGAGAGAUUGGCCAAGCUCAACGAGAUUUUGAGAAUCGAGGAGGAGUUGGGUGACAAGGCUGUCUAUGCCGGUAAGGACUUCAGAAUCGCCUCCACUUUGUAA